GAGAAAGAGAAAGAGCAUAAGUGAAAGACAAGAACAACGACAGAACAAGAACAACAGCCCUGGUCAGGGCAACAAGAGCAACGAAUGUGGGGACAGUAGUUGUGAGGCCAUGAGCAGGCCCACAUAUUUCAUGUUGUGUGGUGGUUGUGGGGGGAAGGGGGUAUUUAGCAGAGUCAAUGUGGGGGGACAGCGGGGUUACAGGGGUCCACCGGAGUUCAGCAGUCUCACAACUUCAAGGAAGAAGCUGUUCCUCAGUCUGGUGGUCCUGCUUUUGAUGCUCCAUAGCCGUCUUCCUGAUGGGAGGCGGGCAAACAGAGCAUUUGCGGGGUGGAUGGGGUCCUUCAUGAUGCAGGAGGCCCGUUUCCUGCAUCUGGUUGUGUAGAUAUCGUGCAUCUGAUGGUGUAGAUAUCAGUUGGAUACUGGAUAAUUGGAAGCAAGUAUCUGGUGUCUUCUGUCAUUCACAAGUGUGUUACUUGCUGCAGACUGCGAGGGAGGUUGGAGGACCAGAAGAUGGCUGAUCUACCUGCUGACCGACUUACACCUGAGCCUCCAUUCACUACUGUCGGCCUUGAUGUCUUUGGGCCGUGGUAUCAUGACACAUCGGGAGGAUGUGUAGACAGCAAACGCUGGGCUGUGUUGUUUACGUGCAUGUCAACCAGAUCAGUGCAUAUUGAGCUGUCAACAGACAGCUUUAUCAACGCUCUCCGUGGUCCAGCCAAACUUCUGCGGUUUGACAGAGGGAUCAAUUUUGUGGGAGCUUGUAAGGAGUUGAAUAUAAACACAGUUAAGAAUUACCUCCAGGAGAAAGGCUGCUCCUGGAUGUUUAAUCCCCCUCAUGCUUCCCACAUGGGUGGCUCCUGGGAAAGGCUCAUCGGAGUUGCCAGGCACAUCCUGGAUGCAAUGUUUCUUCAGGCAGGACCAACACGUUUCACACAUGAAGUCCUAAGCACUUUCAUGGCAAAAGUCAUCGCAAUCAUGAAUGCAAGACCUCUUGUAAACAUAUCCACUGACCCAGAUAUGCCUAUGGUGCUCACUCCAGCGAUGCUCCUUACUCAAAAGAUGAGUGCAGUUUCAUCCCCAUGUGGAAACUUUGGCAAGGCACAGUUGUAUGGGAAGCAGUGGAAACAAACAAAAGUGCAGUGCUACAAAGCCGCAGGAAGUGGACAAAAGACAAGCCAAAUGUCAACGAAGGAGAUGUUGUCUUACUGAAAGACAGCCAAGCCCACAG
Cynoglossus semilaevis (tongue sole) is the source of this 1228-nucleotide messenger RNA. RefSeq lists its product as uncharacterized. NCBI's taxonomy places the organism in Eukaryota, Metazoa, Chordata, Actinopteri, Pleuronectiformes, Cynoglossidae. The coding region runs from base 511 to 1209 and encodes 232 amino acids. The record is from RefSeq and is a predicted model, not a curated record. Gene Ontology annotation, molecular function: nucleic acid binding. The transcript has a single exon.